AAAAUAAAUAAAUAAAUAAAACGCAAAAUGCAAUACAAAAACGGAAAAAAAGAAAAGAAAAAGAAAAAAAGAUGAGAGAGCGGCCGGGAGUUUUAAGUGCGUGUUUUCUCCAGUGAAGGCUAAGACAAUGGCGGAGCUGGUUAAGGACAAGGAAUCGAUAGCCGCGUCCAACAGUGAGGGUGAGGUUGAACACUCGCGCACCUUCGUUGACGCUCGAACUGAACAAGAACUCCUACAUGGAAUCAGGAAGGAAGUAGAAGCAGGGAGGUUACCUCCAAAUGUUGCAGCAGGGAUGGAAGUAUUAUAUCAGAAUUAUAGAAAUGCGGUUUUCCAAAGUGGAGACCCUAGGGCAGAUGAGACUGUGUUGUCAAAUAUGGCUGUUGCACUUGACCGUGUACUUUUGGAUGUGGAGGCUCCUUAUGAUUUUGCUCCCUAUCACAAAGCAUUGCGAGAGCCAUUUGACUACUACAUGUUUGGUCAAAACUACAUCCGUCCUUUGAUUGAUUUCACAAAUUCAUAUGUAGGGAAUGUGCCUAUAUUCUAUGAAAUUGAAGAGAAGCUUAAGCAGGGUCACAAUGUUGUAUUGAUAUCAAACCAUCAAAGUGAAGCUGACCCAGCUGUUAUUGCUUUGUCGCUUGAAAGGACAAAUCCACAUAUUGCAGAGAAUAUGACAUAUGUAGCUGGGGAUAGAGUCCUAACAGAUCCUCUUUGCAAGCCCUUUAGCAUGGGAAGGAAUUUAAUUUGUGUGUACUCGAAAAAACACAUGGAUGAUGUUCCUGACCUUGCUGAGAUGAAGAGAAAAGCAAACACACGAAGUUUGAAAGAGAUGGCUUUGCUUUUAAGGGGUGGUUCACAGAUGAUAUGGAUUGCACCAAGUGGUGGCAGGGACCGGCCAGAUACUCAUACAGGAGAAUGGAAUCCAGCACCCUUUGAUUCUUCUGCAGUGGACAAUAUUAGGAGGCUUGCAGAGCAUUCUGGUCCGCCCGUGCAUGUUUACCCCUUGGCUUUAUUAUGCCAUGACAUUAUGCCCCCUCCACCUCGGGUGGAAAAAGAAAUUGGAGAGAAAAGAGUUGUCUCCUUCCAUGGAACAGGAUUGUCGGUAGCACCAGAAAUCAGCAUUCGUGAAGUUGGUGCUACUUAUAAAAAUUCUGAAGAGGUUUGUCACCACUAUGAACAUAGCAAGCUAUUGGACAUGUCACAUCGAAUCAGUAGAUUGAGUUUGCUGUAUAUUGGAUUUCCAGAAGACAAGAGUCACAUACUUGUUUGUCCUGUUACAAUCUUCCUUAUUCUGUUUAUUUUCCGCAUCGGGGGAAAAAAAAAAAAAGGAACUUUUCUGAGCUUAGCACUUGAGUUUCAGCUUGAUUGGUCAAACCUGUAAGAUAGGUUUUCCGGUCCCAAAAUUUAUCCUGUGGCUUAGCCCUCCUACACCUAUCUCAUCAAAAUUCUUCAUACUUUUCCCUGCAGUCAAAUUUGGUCAUUUUCCAAGUAGUUUAUCAUCCAAUUUGACUAGAGAAAUUCUGGCAGUCCUUAAUUUGUUCCCUUUCUAAUUGUGAAGCAUCCACCAAUUGCCAUGUCUUGAUGAUAAUUUUGAACUCUAGCAAAGUGGCGUAUGUAUGUAUGUGUUGUGGACUUUGAUUUUGGCUUCUCCUUUUUGGCAGGCUAAGGAGGCAUACAGUCUAGCGCUGUAUGAUUCUGUUAUUGAGCAAUACAACGUGCUGAAAUCUGCUAUACAUGGGAAAAAGGGACUAGGGGCAUCAACAUCCAGUGUCUCUUUAUCCCAACCAUGGAAUUAGUCCACCUUCUGUCCCUUUUGCACCUUUUUUCACUUCCAUAGUAGGCUAAUUUUUUGUUUCUGCAUAAAGUUGUGACUCCUCAAUAAGGAGCCCACUGAUUCAUCAAUAGAAGAACUCUACGGAAGGUCUGCCAUCCUAUGGUUCUUUUUCUGUGUAUACACCAUCAACUGUUCUGUUUCAGGUUUGUACUAUACAGAUCUUUUUUCCUUGGAAGACUUGUGACAAUAGUCUGUAGGCAGCUUGCAUGUAUAUCUACUCAAAUUCAAUGUAAUCACAUCAUAUUUUCAAGCUAAUUCAUUAACUGCUAUUCAUCCUCCUUUAAUGAUGUAAUAGCCCAUCGACCUGUAGACUGUCAGGAGCAGCGCUGUUGUAGCAAUUUUAUGCUCUGUGAAAAAAAAGAACAGUUCGGUUGGCUGAAAAACUGAAACGCUCGGUAUCACUGAUAAGAAUAUUAACUUUUUGGCAGUUCCAAUAUUUCUAAUUUAAACCGUCUACGUGUUCCUGUGCUGAUUUGAAGUUACCGACAAUGGCUAGACUUCCUGAAACUGCUUGGUUCUCAUUUUUGUUUCAUGGACUAGCUUCAUUUAUGCUAUUAGUGUUAUCAUUGUGAUGCUUUCGCUUUCGCUUUCGCCUCCGCUUUUUGACUCUUUUAAGUUUUUAUCAAUGCCUUUGAUGGAUAAGUAUGUGUUUCUUAAAAGAAUAUUUAACACCUUCACUUUAAGCUGAUUAGUGAUUCGCAUAAAAUUAUAAUGCGAAA
Messenger RNA from Rubroshorea leprosula, 2550 nucleotides. The record is from the annotation of a GenBank genome assembly. Lineage: Eukaryota; Viridiplantae; Streptophyta; Magnoliopsida; Malvales; Dipterocarpaceae.